AUGAGCAGUUGGACGAAGCUGGAUGAGGAUCUUGGACGGGAGCGCGGGGACGAAGAUUUUUUAACAGAUGAUGAAGAGAACCAAGCGCACACACACAACUAUGAGCCUUCGAAUUCGGAUGCCGAAACUGAAUCUGAAAUAGGCAGACCUGCCUCACAAACCGAAUCUCGUGAUGAUGACAUUGCCAUUAGUGCAUCUGACAGUAAUGCAUGGCCUCAGAGCUACUGGCAGUCCAUGGAUAUGUACACCAAUGUCAUGACUCCUAGUUCCCUUCCCUCCUUUAUAAAACAAGGGGCGAGUUUCAGCUCCUUGCCUCCGUCCGCUAAAUGGCAACCUGAUAAUAAUUCUUCACAGCUGAUCAGUAGCAGAUUACUUGCCUCCGAAGCAAGUUUAGAAAAAGAAGGACUUGCGGUCUCAACUCCCCCAGCUCUCUCCGCAAGAAAUUCUGUCGCUGAAUUGCCACCACCGAAGGAACAUAGUUGUUCAUUUUCACAAGCUGUACUCAAUGGAAUCAAUCUCUUGUGUGGGAUGGGACUUCUUACCACACCAUAUGCAAUAAAAGAAGGAGGAUGGUUGAGCCUCAUUGUGCUUGCAUUGUUUAGUGUGAUAUGUUGCUAUACUGGAAUUUUAUUAAUGCGAUGCUUAGAAAGCUAUCCUGGACUCCGGACCUAUCCAGAUAUUGGUCAGGCUGCUUUUGGCUAUACUGGCCGUUUAUUCCUAUCUAUAAUUUUGUAUCUAGAACUAUAUGGUGCUUGUGUGGAGUUUUUGACGUUGAUGGGCGAUAACAUAGCAGCAUUAUUCCCAAACGCACACAUGGCAUUUGCAGGAAUCCAUCUUGAUAGUCAUGAAAUUUUUGUCAUCACAGCAACUCUUGUAGUUCUUCCAACUGUAUGGCUUCGAAAUCUCAGUUUGCUCUCUUACCUUUCAGUUGGAGGAGUGGCUACUACGAUUUUUGUGGCCAUUUUAAUGGUAUGGGUUGGGGCUGUGAACCAAGUUGGCUUUCAUCACAGAGGAUCCGCCUUAAACCUUUCAGGGUUACCUGUCACAGUUGGUAUAUAUGGUUUCUGCUACGCCGGUCAUUCAGUAUUCCCAAAUAUCUACACAUCCAUGAGAAAUCCAUCUCAAUUUCCAGCAGCUCUAAUGGCCAGUAUGGCAUUUUGCUUGUUCAUGUAUACUACGGUAGCAAUAUGUGGCUAUCUAAUGUUUGGAGACUCGAUCAAGUCUCAGUUCACUCUAAACAUGCCCGAAGAAUUUGUUGCUUCAAAAAUUGCAAUCUGGACAACAGUUUUGAACACAAUGACAAAGUUUGCCAUCACAAUAACGCCCGUGGCUCUGAGUGUAGAGGAACUCUUUCCGAAAGCUUUGAUGGGAUCUCAUUUUGCUUGUAUCCUCACAAGAACAGUGCUAGUCGCAUCAACAUUGGUCGUUGCAUUGAGCUUUCCAUUCUUUGGUUCGGUGAUGGCAUUGAUGGGAUCCUUACUUGCAAUGCUAGUGGCUAUCAUCUUCCCAUGCAUCUGUAAUCUCAUCCUACACAAAGGUAGAUUAACUAACUGGCAGAUUACAUCUUGCAUUCUCAUUAUAAUGGUGGGGGUGACAUGCUCUAUUAUUGGCACAUAUUCAUCAGUAACAAAAAUAGCUAACGGCGAUGUUGGAGGGAGAGGUGGUGGUGUAGUGGCGGCUGUGGACGUGGCUGGUAUGGAUGCCGGCUUAUGGUCUCCGUUUCAAGGGGAGGGUACACCGGCGACAUGGCUUGGUCGCGGUGGCAGCGACGGAGAUGAGGAGAAAGCGGCUACUUUGGUCUCCUUCUUGGCUCCUCUAGGGUUUGGGCUGGUUUGGGCCUGGGUUGGAUCAGCUAGGGUUUCUCUCUGUUGGGCGUUGGCUUUUAAGGUUGGUUGUGGGCUUUUUUCGACUGAAGCGUUUGCAGUGGAGAUGGCUAGGGAGGUAGCAGAAGGGGUGAGUUCCACUUCUGCUAUAGUACCUGCUUGA
Fragaria vesca subsp. vesca is the source of this 1986-nucleotide messenger RNA. RefSeq names its product vacuolar amino acid transporter 1-like. The transcript is spliced from 12 exons. The coding region runs from base 1 to 1986 and encodes 661 amino acids. Lineage: Eukaryota; Viridiplantae; Streptophyta; Magnoliopsida; Rosales; Rosaceae. The record is from RefSeq and is a predicted model, not a curated record. Gene Ontology annotation, cellular component: plasma membrane.